GACUUUAAUAAAUGUUAUGUUUAUUAUAGACAUGAAUAAUGAAUAAUAUUUUGUAUUGAAUUGUAUAUAAAUGUGAUAAAUAUAAUAUAGCAUUGAAUCAAUUUUCGUUGAAGCCAAACGCAAAGAGUAAGCAAGGAACAAUGGACCCUGAGGCAUUCUUGGAGAUGGCCAACCAGGUGACCAAACUCCGGAUGUACCCCUACUUCGAAGUGGCCCACGCAGUCAUCUCUUGCCUCUACAUCCGCGAAGACCUCGCAUCCGGAUGUGUGGCCUUCUCGAGGAAGCAUCCCUUCUCGUGUUGGGUGUCGUGUAUGGUCUCCAUCUUCGCCGGCAAUAUUCUCUCAUCGUUUCUGUUGUCGGAACCCAUAUUAGGCGCCUUCAAGAACACCAAUCAAUUGCUUUUGGCGACAGCCGUCUGGUAUCUCAUAUUCUACUCGCCGUUUGACAUCAUCUACAAGAUAUGCAAACUAUUGCCCAUUAAGAUAGUGUUCGCUUCCAUGAAGGAAGUGAUUCGCUGUAAGAAAGUCAGUGAUGGUGUCCUACACGCGGCUAAACUAUACCCAAACGGAUACCUCAUUAUGAUUAUCAUAGGAACCAUCAAAGGCAAUGGGGCCGCUUUUCUCAAGUUAAUUGAACGAACACUUCGAGGAGUUUGGACUCCCAAUGCCAUUGAAUUCCUAUCACCAACUUUUGCCACCAAAGCGAGUAUCGCCGCCUCUAUUGUAUUCAUAAUUGACAAGAAGACAGACUGGAUAUCAGCGCCGCCGGCACUCGUGUACUUCGGAAUCGUUAUAUUCUUCGUGUACUUCAAGUUGUCGUCAAUGCUAUUAGGAAUUCACGACCCGUUCAUCCCUUUCGAGAACCUAUUUUGUGCCCUAUUUUUCGGUGGCAUUUGGGAUGCGUUGGCCAGAGUUAUAUCUGGAGGUAAGACACAGUCCUCACUGCGUGACCACAACUCAUCCAAAGGAAACAGCGACCCGAAUGCGAAGAGUGAAAUGUCUCGCAAUGGAAAGUCGGAAACAACCAAAAAGAAAGACCAAUAAUUGAACCCAUAAUCCCAUCUCAUAAAGAGUCACAUCACUAGUCACUCGUUUUAACAGCCCUUCACUUAUUUCUCAUCACUUCUCAUAUAUGAUUAAUUUGAUUAUAAAUUAAUUAGAUUAGAAACAUAAAAACAAUACUUAACUAAAAAUAAUGACAAUUAAGUCUUACAAAAGUCGACGU
Oppiella nova is the source of this 1224-nucleotide messenger RNA. NCBI's taxonomy places the organism in Eukaryota, Metazoa, Arthropoda, Arachnida, Sarcoptiformes, Oppiidae. The record is from the annotation of a GenBank genome assembly.